GACACAUCAUUACGGGAUUUCGCUGGUGGUUUCUAUUCUGGAGAGUGGGGUUACCUGGUGGGCUUUCAGGACAAUGCCAAUGCCGAGAGCAGCAAGGUGGUCCGCUUCAAGCUGGCAGCCUUCUCAACAGCAGAUGUGGAAAUUCUUCACCUGGUUACUCCCCUGCCGGGCUUCAGCGGCGGAUUUCAGGAUGGCCUAUAUGGCUAUGUCAUGAGCAAGGAGGGCACUGACUUCACCCGCUUCCGGCUGGACACUUUCGGUGAUGAGCAGGGGAUGAGUCUGCCGCUCGUAUGA
Molecule: messenger RNA, 294 nt
Organism: Symbiodinium pilosum
Lineage: Eukaryota; Dinophyceae; Suessiales; Symbiodiniaceae
Source: the annotation of a GenBank genome assembly